UCAUCCAUCCUCUCUCUAUGCUGCCCUCUCUCCCUCAUCCCUGUUUCCCCCUGUCCUUCUCUCUCUUCUUCAAGCCAUGACUCUUUCUGCUGCAAAGAAGAAGACUCUUCAGUCCUGUGAGCUGCUGAUGUGGUUCAGUCCUGCCAAAGCCGACCACUUUCUCUUUUUCUUUCCCACCGUCUCCAUCUCCUUCCCUCUGUCUUCCUUGCUCCUCUCAUAUUCCUUCACUCCUUCUCUCUCCCUCCCUCCCAUUCUCCUACCCUCCCUCCCUUGCUCCCCCUUGAUCUCCUUCCAUCUCUCUCACCCUCGCUCUCCCUCUCUCACUCAGAUGAGCCUGGAAGGCGGAGAGCCACAGAGGUGCGAGGGGGAAGAGAGACUCAGACUCAGGAAAAUUAGCAGCUCCCACCUCUCUCUUUACUCCCUGUCUUCUUCAUUUCUCUCUCUCUCUCUCUCUCUCUCUCUCUCUGUCUCUCUCUUUCUCUCUCUCUCUCACACAAACACACACACACACACACACGCACGCACACGCACGCACACGCCAGAGGAUUAAAGAAACUUUGCUGGAGGAUGCGCUCCUCUCUCUCCUCUCUCCUGCCGAGUAAGGGAGAGCGGGAGCGGCUGUCGGAGCGAUCCCCGGCGUGGGGACCGUGAGACUCAGCACCUCCCCCCCCCCCCCCGGAGCCUCAUGGAGCGCGCCUCUCCUGUGGACCGCUCCGACUCGCAGCCCAGCACAUCGCCCGAUACAACUCACUGAAGGAGGGAGAGAAGCGCUCACCCCUGUCAUCUCCUGACCUGCUGGCAUCUGAAAAAGAGAUGACCCAGGAACACUUUGCUCAGAGAAACGACGUCCAGGCCUCUGAGAAACAGCAGUUCUGCCCAGCGGGGAUUUCCGGCUGGAGGAAACGCUGCUUGUACUUCUUCCUGCUCCUCCUCAUGAUUUUAAUCCUGGUCAACCUCGCUCUCACCAUCUGGAUCCUCAAAGUCAUGAACUUCACUAUAGAUGGCAUGGGUAACCUCCGAAUUACACCAACGGGCCUGGAGCUGGCGGGGGACUCUGAAUUCCUCCAGCCCCUCUAUGCCAAAGAGAUCCAGUCAAGGCCAGGUAGUCCUUUGCUCCUUCAGUCUUCCAGAAACGUGUCAAUCAACAUCCUAGAUGGCAGAAAUGUGCCAGUCACCCAACUAGUAACAGGGUCAAGUGGAGUUCGCGCAUGUAGCAAGCUCCUGGAGGUGAAAUCCAACAGCGGAAAGCUGCUCUUCUCCGCUGACGACCGGGAGAUCGUGGUGGGAGCAGACAGGUUACGGGUCCCCGGUGCUGAGGGAGCCGUGUUCAGCAGGUCUGUGGAAACGCCGCACGUCCGAGCAGAGCCCUUCAAGGAGCUCCGGUUGGAGUCUCCCACUCGGUCUCUUUUCAUGGAGGCACCCAAGGGGGUCCAGUUACUGGCAGAGGCGGGGGACAUCCAGGCCACCUGCCGAAAUGAGAUGCGCCUGGAAUCCAAGGAUGGACAGAUAACGCUGGACGCCAGCAGAAUCAAGCUCCCUCGCCUGCCUCAGGGUCAGUCCUCGUCAGCCGGACCCAAGCACGCGGCGUUUGAGGCGUGCGUGUGUCCCAACGGGAGGCUUUUCAUCUCACAGGCCGGAACAGGCUCCACCUGCCUGACCAGCACCAGCAUAUGCCAAUGAAACUGAUGGGCGGAGUGACAACCAGACUGACUGACAGGUGGCCACGCCCUCCAUUCCCCUCACCGGUGGAGAGAGACGGCCAGUUGUUUGUGAUUCCGACGGCACAGAUGCCAGGAUCGUACGCUUUGUGACCCGGUCAGCAGACGGUGCGGUCAGCGUUUCGUGGUCAGCAUUCGGUGGUCCUCAUUAGUUGUUCAGUGAUUCCUGGUGAGUUCAUCGGUCAGCAUGGGAAGAGGCAGAUCCAUGAGGAUGGCGAUGAUCAGAGCUCUGCUGGGCGGAAGGAGGAUACCAGAGGCUUUCUUUCUUGCAUCCACCUCACCUCUCCCCGCUUUCUUCUUUUACACUCCAUCUGAAGACUAAAAACAGCACACAACUCUUUCAAUUGCACUUAGCUCACUUCCAGUAAAGCCACCAUGACGUUCCUGUGUUAAGGAUUAAAAAAGAUUCCUAAACAAAUUGACAAACCCUGUCAAUCACUGACUUGCUUGUGGCUAGUAACUUGUAACUUGUUUGUCGCUCACAAGUAAAAUACUUCACCAUGGAGAUCAUGAACAAAAAUAAUAUAUGUGAUGUUGUUGGUGGGAUUGAUAUGUAUACUGAUAGGAUAAUGAGUGAAACAGCACAAGGAACCAGGAAGAGGAUCAAAAACAUGGGCCAUGUCCAGGAACAUAGAACAGAAGCACCAUGCCCAGCUAAGUGUGGACCCCACACAAAGCUAUCCAAUGAAACUGAAAUGCUCAUUUCAUAUGGAGCUCUUCUAAGUUUAAAAUGAAAGUUUAUUAUUUUUGGCUCCACCUAUUACUGAGUGACAUUGUACAGUGUAAAUCAGAUAAUCAAUCUUCAAUGUAUCUGUUUCAGAGUAUCUGUAAAGUGGUUGCUGUACAGUUUUUUAAUGCCCAGAAGUCUGAAUUUUUCUUAUACAUCUGGUGUCUCAGUAAUGCUAAAUGUAUUUGGCAAGCCAUGAAGCAUCAAAACUACAUUUUAAUUUCCCUGCAAACUGUGGAUAAUCAGAAUCAUUCAAGCAAAUAUUCCCUGUUAGGUUUGAUUACCAAUGAGAAGACGAUCUCCCAAACAUAGCCACAAAUUUCCAUAGUCUGACCAGCUGUGACUCUUUCAGAUACAGCUUAGAUCAGCCUGUGUCAUUAUCUGUAACAUCACCUCUUUCCCUCCCACUAUGAGUCUAAUCUCUGAUCUGCGCCCAGAUCUGGAUCAUCCUCGGUCUCUCUAUGUGGUUACUCUCAUUCUUGCCGGGGCUCGAAAGAAACAUUCUGGGUCACAGUUAAAGCAGGAUAACGGGCCCAGGAAUGAACGGAACCAGCCUGGUCCACUAUGGUUAACGGGAAACAACAGGGCCAAGUAAUGAAAGAGAACCAUUCAGGCUUAGUACUAACUUAAGCAAUCUGGACCAGUACAGUUGAAGAGGGCAAUGGCGUCACUGCCUUAAUCUCAGGGCCUCUGUUCAAUCUGUCACAGACGAGAUGUCAAAUUAUAUCCUCACUGCCAGCUCUAGCCAAACAUUUGCUUCCAUUUUAUUAUCAAAUGAGUCAUUUAAUGAGUCAUUCCUCCAUUGGAAUGUUCUUCUUUGUUUUAAUAUUUUUUCUCAGAAGAAAAGAACGAUCAUUUUAUAUUGACUCGUAAAUGCAGUCUCAUAUGUGUUAAAUUUGAUACACCCAGGAAACAGUCCAUAAAAUACAUAAAAAAUCUAUAAAAAUGAAUGAGUAUUUUUAAAAUAUAAUAUGUGAAAUGUUGCUACAGAGAUGGUUGUACAUAAUGAGGGCAUAUUUAAAUGAGAAAUGUUUGUGAAAUGGACCAGCAUUCAGAGGAGCUGUGGAAAUGAAACUAGAAUAUUACACUCUCUUAUCAUAUUUUGCCGUUUUUAUGUAUAAAAAUGUUUGCAUUUGGUGAGUAUCAAUGUGAACUACAAGAAAGUUUUCUGAAUAUGUUGUUGUGAGAAUAUGUCCCAUAGCUCAUCAUAUUCAAUUAACUGGCCACAUAUGAAAUAUUUAUUUCUUCCUUUAUUUCCUUUUUAGGAAGGUGAGUGGGUGAUAAAUAGAAUGAAUAUAGAAAUCUUAGAAUUUCCCAUUUUAAAAUUUACUUUUUGUGUGUGAUCACAUGUGGUUUUCAGUCAAAUUCAAGAUUUUGGAUUUGAAUUGAAAUUUUAGGAUUGAAAAAAGAUGGAAAUCUCCAAGGCAUAAUGCUUACAAUGUUGUGAUAUAUUGAAUAAAUAUAUUUUUACAGAAUAAAAAACUCCUUGAAAUAAAGUUUGUGAGUGUGCCACACAUUUUGAACAAGGAUAUUAUUUAUGUAAUUUUACAUUGAUAAAUUUGUGAAUUUGCAGAUUGCCGAAGUAAACAAAGAGUAAAGAGAAAUCUGGCAUAAUUUACUCAAAGUAUGAUUGAAUUCUUCAUGAAGCUUAGUCAAUAAUUAAAUAAUUAACGUAGAACAAUGUUUUCAUAAGCCGUCAAUAAGCAUUUGAUCAUGAACAUUGGUCAAAACUUACGUCAAGUGGCAUAUCACAUGUGGAGAACAAUACUUCAUAAAAUGCGUUGCAUCAACUCACUUUCUCUCUUCCUCUAACUCUCUUGCAUUGUCUUUCUUUCUCUGUCUCUGUCUCUCUCACAGACUCACAAGCUCAUACAUUUAUUCACUCACAUCCUCUCCCACACUCAGAUGUAUAUCAGAUGAUGCUGGAUUCUAGGUUUCAAUGACAAUUGCUAGUGUGAACUCCAAGAUGGACUGAUUAAAGGGAGUCCAAUAGGACGUCCGGUUCCCCAUGGUUCACUUGAUCUCAUGCCACUGUUCUGUUCUCCUUAGAGAAACUCUCAGAAUGUUCUCUGAUCUGGGGUCAGUGUUCUUCUCAGUGAGGCUUGUUCUGAGUUUCACAAAGAAAUGUGUUCCAGAGCCACAGAGAAGUGGAGUAUUCAUAAACCUGCUUCACCCUUGUGUUAUUGAAAGCCAGAAAGUCAUGGCAGCAUCUACUUAAAUAUAAAAUAUGAAAUUAUUUGCGUUGCAAUAGAUUUGCGUCAUCUAGUACAUCCGUGUGAGCCCUUCAGUGAAACAGAAAAAGUGAAAAAAAGGCUAGAUUUCAUCAUUGCCGAUACAGAUUUGCAGAUUUUCAUCAUUGCUGCACUGUAUCUGCAUCAUUUAGCCACACUUGACUGGCCUUAUUUUAUCAUAGAAAUGUGUAUACAUAAAAGUUUAGAAGAUUUUUUUUGUUUCUGUUGUUUUUUCACAUUUUUCACUGAUUAACAGGGGAUCUGAAAGAUUUUGUUUCUAUUCUUGGUUGUGUUAAAAAGUAUUGAGAUGUUGUUUUUGGACACUAUGGCUUAAUUCAAAAAGGAUAUGGUAACAAAGACACAAAUGCUGUCAGUCUGUAACACUUGCAACUCAAAUUACAUGUUUAUGUCAGAUGAAUGGCAAAUCUAUAACAUUAUAAAAACAAAUCACUACACUUGAGUGUGCUACAUCAGAUCUGGAAUAUGGCGUAUUCUGUUUCCUACAAUAAAGGCAGUUCAAAGGGAAUUUGGAAUACAAAAUAAAAGAAGAUUCACUUCAACCAAAAAUGAAGGCGAGUGCUAAAGAAGAAAAAUUAUUUGUUGUAUGUGCUUGCAUGUUCUUUCAACUGCAUGGGACUAAAGGUGGUAUUUGUUUCAUAUUCACCUUCAGACUGCAAAAAAAGUUCAGCUGUUUCUAAAUGGCUCUAUAUUCCUCCAUAAAGCUUCAUGUUUACAGUCUCCCAUCAUGUCCACUGAGUUUACAGAUCAUUUCCUUUGUUAAGAAGUUGUGAUCAAAAAGACGAUUGCUUCUGACCAUGGAUAAUUUUAUACCUUCUAUGCAAACUGAAAAGAUAUUCAGAGCAUAACAUUGCAGUAAUGCCGUGUGUGUGUGUGUGUAUGUGUGUGUGUGUGCGCGUAAAAUUUGUAUUCACUUGCAAUCUUGUGAAUUGUGUUCUUUAAUAACAUGAAUAAAAACAUCCAGAGUUUUUGAA
Molecule: messenger RNA, 5668 nt
Organism: Anguilla anguilla (European eel)
Lineage: Eukaryota; Metazoa; Chordata; Actinopteri; Anguilliformes; Anguillidae
Product: delta-sarcoglycan-like
Exons: 8
Coding region: 814-1680 (288 amino acids)
Biological process (GO): heart contraction; cardiac muscle tissue development
Cellular component (GO): sarcoglycan complex; sarcolemma
Source: RefSeq, a predicted model, not a curated record